Molecule: messenger RNA, 3342 nt
Organism: Protobothrops mucrosquamatus (brown spotted pit viper)
Lineage: Eukaryota; Metazoa; Chordata; Lepidosauria; Squamata; Viperidae
Gene: CARD11
Product: caspase recruitment domain family member 11
Exons: 22
Biological process (GO): positive regulation of canonical NF-kappaB signal transduction; regulation of apoptotic process
Molecular function (GO): protein binding
Source: RefSeq, a predicted model, not a curated record
AUGGACGAGUGUCUUGAAACCCUGAAGGAUGAAGAGGAGGCGCUAUGGGAGAACGUCGAAUGCAAUCGUCAUAUGUUGACCCGUUACAUCAACCCCGCCAAGCUGACCCCGUAUCUGCGCCAGUGCAAAGUCCUGGAUGAACAGGAUGAGGACGAGGUCCUCAACUCCCCGAUGCUCCUCUCCAAAAUUAACCGAGCUGGUCGUUUGCUGGACAUCCUUCACACCAAGGGAGAGAGAGGCUAUGUGGUUUUCUUAGAGAGCCUGGAAUUUUACUAUCCCGAACUCUACAAAUUAGUGACGGGGAAGGAACCCACACGGCGUUUUUCCACUAUUGUUGUAGAAGAGGGACACGAGGGUCUCACUCACUUUCUGAUGAACGAGAUCAUCAAGCUGCAGCAGCAAGUCAAGACCAAGGACGCCCAGCGCUGCGAACUCUUGGCCAAAUCUCGCCAGAUGGAAGAUGAAAGGAAGCAACUGAAGCUCAACAAGAUUGAGCUGCUCACGUUCCAGGAGAGAUACAACAAGAUGAAAGAAGAGAGGAACAAUUACAACGACGAGCUGAUCAAAGUAAAGGAUGAGAACUACAACUUGGCCAUGAGGUACGCCCAGCUCAGCGAAGAGAAGAACAUGGCCGUGAUGAGAAGCCGAGACCUUCAGCUCCAGAUUGAUAAGCUGAAACAUAAAUUGAAUAAAAUGGAGGAAGAAUGCAAGCUGGAGAGGAACCAGUCUCUGAAACUCAAAAAUGAUAUCGAAAACCGGCCGAAGAAGGAACAAGUUUUGGAACUGGAGCACGAGAAUGAGGUGCUGAAGACCAAAAUUCAGGAGCUGCAGUCUAUAAUCCAGGCUGGGAAGCCAAGAUUGCCAGAUUCUGACAAAGCCAUUUUGGAUAUCCUAGAACACGACCGCAAAGAAGCUCUUGAGGAUCGCCAAGAGUUGGUCAAUAAGAUCUUUAAUCUCCAGGAAGAGAUCCGUCAUGCAGAAGACCUCCGGGAUAAGUACCUUGAAGAGAAACAAGAAUUGGAGUUAAAGUGCUCAACUCUGGGGAAAGACUGUGAGAUGUACAAGCAUCGCAUGAAUACGGUCAUGCUACAGCUGGAAGAGGUGGAGAAGGAGAGAGACCAGGCAUUCCACUCCCGGGACGAGGCCCAAAUACAGUAUUCCCAAUGCCUAAUUGAGAAGGACAAACACCGGAAACAGAUUCGGGAACUGGAGGAAAAAAACAACGACCUGCGGAUCGAAAUGGUCCGGAAGGAAGCGAGCAUCAUCAACCUGGAAUGCAAACUCAGACGACUCUCAAAGGACAAUGGUUAUGACCAGGUAGCUCCCUCCACUGCUGUUGGGUUGUGUGUCCCAAGUCAGAAAAGGUCCAGUGAAGGUUGAGAAGGUUAAAGGCCCAGUUCUUGAUCAGUGUCCUAGAUGAAGUCAACUAAUCAGUGGAACGACUUGCCUCCAGAAGUUGUGGGUGCUCCAUCACUGGAGCCUCCAAGAACAAAAUCCCCCAUCGGUACAAAUCGGACAUUUGAUCUCCAAGCCAUUCAAGGCCAUAAUGAAGAGAAGAUUGAGACCAGCCACAGACACUCUGAAGCGUCUUCUCAACCCAUAUCCAUCGACAGCUCCACGGGCAGCUGCGAAGUUAGCAAAAUUCAAACCCUGAGAUAUCGCUGCGCCAGCAUUAUGUCCACCACUCCGGAGCCUCCAGGAAAUGAUUCCAUUCUCCGAAGGAACAAAGAUGUCCCUCACUCAAGUUUGACCGAAGAUGAUGACAGUUUUGGCUGUGAUGCUCUGGAAUUAGAAGAUGAUAUUCCUGACAGGUAUUCCUCACUACCUUCCUCCUCAUCCUCCCACCACUCUGAAGGGCUGGACCUGGAACAAGUCAAUUCCAUUUUCAGGAAAUUCUCUCUGGAAAGGCCCUUCCGUCCCUCGGUGACUGCGGUUGGACGCCUCCACAAUGUCUUCCAUGCCGUCCAGCAAGUAGUCGUCAACGGGGACACUCUGAGCUCAGAGAUCAGUUUGCUGGGAGGGAACAUCAAAGGAAGCUUUGUCCAUUCAGUGAAGGUCAACUCCACAGCAGAGAAAGCUGGCCUCCGGGAAGGGUACCAACUGCUUCUGGUGGAGGGCUGCAUCCGAGGAGAAAAUAUGAGUGUUCCCCUGGAUACUUGCACAAAGGAAGAAAUUCACUGGACGAUUCAGAGAUGCAGUGGGCCAGUUACGUUGCACUGCAAACCAAAUCAUGAGGGUUAUCGGACACUGCUUUCAGAAAUGGAAGAAGGUCUGAUCACCUCCGGAGACUCCUUCUACAUCCGUCUGAACCUCAGCAUCUCCAGCCACCUGGACUGCUGCUCCCUCUCAGUGAAAUGUGACGAAAUCUUGCACGUCCUUGACACCAUGUACCAGGGGAAAUGUGAGUGGUUUUGUGCCAGAGUCCAUCCCGUCACAAACAAAGAUGAGGAAACGGGAACGGUCCCCAAUUACAGCAGAGCCCAGCAGCUGCUUCUAGUAAAACUCCAGCGACUUAUGAACAGAGGAAGCAAAGAAGAUACAGACAAUGUCUAUGGGAUAUCACGAACUACGCUGCAACCAGAUGAACUUGCAUCUCCCAGUGAAUCCAAAACAAGCCCUCGUCUCUCCAGAGCCAGUUUCCUUUUGGGCCAGAUCUUGCAGUUUGUCAGCAGGUCCGAAAACAAAUACAAGCGCAUGAAUAGCAGUGAACGGGUGCGCAUCGUCACUUCGAAAGACAGCCGGGUGAAAUCGGAAGUGCAUCCGGUGACAAAGGCUCUCCUCGAAAGAUUUGAAGAGUUUGAUUCCGUGACGGAGAUCAAUAAGAGCUUCAGUCUGAUCCCGUACAGCUUGGUGAAGCCCACCCACUGUGACUGCCGGCGUCCCGUCCUCUUCAGCCCAACGAUGCUUGCCAAGACCUUGGUCCAAAAGCUUCUCAACUCGGGAGGAGCCCUGGAGUUCAACUUAUGCAAACCAGGGGACCUUUUGUUGAACAAACACUGCCUGCUCGAACUCAGCAUCGGAUGCACAAAAGAUUUAAUCAAAGCCAAGAUAUAUCCCAUUGUUCUCUUUAUUAAAGUCUCCGAGAAAAACAUCAAGAAAUUCAGAAAGCUGCUACCGAAACCAGAUGUGGAGGAGGAAUUACUGAGGACCUGUCGUCAGAACGAGAAGGAACUGGAGGGCUUACCCUGCCUUUACGCCUCGUUGGAGACGGAUUCGUGGAGCAGCAUCGAAGAUCUUCUUCGGAUCAUCAAGGAUAAAGUCUGGGAAGAGCAGCAGAAAACCAUCUGGGUUGACGAAGAGCAGUUGUGACGCACAGAUCCCAUUGGUGACCUGGGAUCCCGC